AUGUCUUCCACACCAAUGGACCUCGAUGCCCCUGGUUCAUCGACUCCCAAUGGAAUCAAUCUUAAUAGGGUCAUUGGCGGCCCAUCGAACACCACGUCCCAAUUGAGCGACGUCAUAAGUACAUUCAGACCCACCAAGCUCUUCCGCCGAGAAGAUGUCAAGGACGGCCAACCUAGACCGCGUGUCCUCUCGCUGGACUUUGACGACCCCGGCGAGCUUCUCAUGACGUCCGAGAGCGACGAGACGAUCCAGAUCUACAACGUCAAGGAUGGGCUGCACAACAAGACGUUAUUAAGCAAAAAGUACGGAGUAAAGCUCGCCAGGUUUACGCAUACAAGCUCCAGCAUCAUCUACGCUAGUACCAAACAAAAUGAUGCUAUAAGAUACCUUGCAACUCACGACAACUCCUUCAUUCGAUACUUCGAGGGCCACGAGGGCCGAGUGACCUGCCUCACCAUGCACCCAGGACAUGAUAACUUCAUCUCGUGUAGCCUUGACAAUACCGUUCGCCUGUGGAACAUAUCCACCAAGCAAUGGGUCGGCCAGCUCUUCCUCAACACUCCCUACCUAGCCGCCUACGACCCUUCGGGGAACAUCUUCGCCGUGGCCUCCCCCAGCAGCGGCACCGUCCUCCUCUACGACUGCAAGAACUUUGACAAGGCCCCCUUCUCCGUGUUCGACGUCGUCGAGCAGUGCAAGGAUUACGACCGGCAAUGGCUCCUCAAGGGCUGGACCAAACUCGAGUUCUCCAACGACGGCAAGUCUCUCUUGCUCGGCACAAAGGGGCCCGGCCACUUCCUCCUCGACGCCUUCGACGGCACUCUGAAGGCCUUCCUGCGCAAACCCGAAGGCGGCACUACUAGACUGGCCCCCGGGGAGACUACGACGGCGAACGGUUCGUCUGGCGGCAGUCCCGGUGGCGGCGCAUCGAUGGAGAGCAGUGGUGACUGCUGCUUCACGCCCGACGGUCGGUUCGUGCUCAGUGGCUCGAGGAAGGACGUGUUAGGUUGGGAUAUCAAGCAUGCGGGUGAGAACAAGGUGCUCGAUCCGACCUUUGUACUCGAGGAGAAGAGGGAGGCGGCGGUCAUUGAGUUCAAUCCUAGGUAUAACCAUUUUGCGACAGCGGAUGAGGAUGUGAUUUUCUGGGUCCCCGAUCUAGGCUACUGA
Molecule: messenger RNA, 1167 nt
Organism: Scedosporium apiospermum
Lineage: Eukaryota; Fungi; Ascomycota; Sordariomycetes; Microascales; Microascaceae
Product: WD domain-containing protein
Exons: 3
Coding region: 1-1167 (388 amino acids)
Cellular component (GO): Set1C/COMPASS complex
Molecular function (GO): protein binding; chromatin binding
Source: RefSeq, a predicted model, not a curated record